Volvox carteri f. nagariensis is the source of this 2169-nucleotide messenger RNA. RefSeq lists its product as uncharacterized. The transcript is spliced from 12 exons. The coding region runs from base 1 to 2169 and encodes 722 amino acids. Lineage: Eukaryota; Viridiplantae; Chlorophyta; Chlorophyceae; Chlamydomonadales; Volvocaceae. The record is from RefSeq and is a predicted model, not a curated record. Gene Ontology annotation, molecular function: ATP binding; RNA helicase activity; RNA binding.
AUGCAGGAGUGGGCGCGGCUAGUGACGAGCGGUAAGCUGUCCAAGGGCGAGAAACUGGUGGCCGUGGACCACUCCACCAUCAACUACGCCCCUUUCCGCAAGAACUUCUACAUCGAGGUGGCAGAGCUCACCAAGCUGAAUGACGCGGAACGGGCAGAGCUGCGGAAAGAGAUGGACGGCAUCAAGGUGCGCGGCAAGGAUAUCCCCGCGCCCGUCCGCGCCUGGACGCAGGCCGGCCUGUCCAGCCGGCUUCUUGAGGUGCUCAAGAAGCGCGGCUUCGAUCGGCCGCUGCCCAUCCAGGCGCAGGCGCUUCCCAUUAUCAUGUCUGGCCGAGACUGCAUUGGCAUCGCGAAGACCGGCUCGGGCAAGACCAUGGCGUUUGUGCUGCCCAUGAUGCGCCACAUAAAGGACCAGCCGCCUUUGCAGCAGGGUGACGGUCCGGUGUCGCUGGUUAUCGCCCCCACUCGCGAGUUGGUGGCGCAGAUCGCCAAGGAGGCCAAAGCAUUUGGGAAGCCGCUGGGGCUCAACGCGUUGGCGGUGUUUGGAGGAUCAGGCGUGGCGAACCAGAUUUCUGAGCUGAAGCGCGGCGUCGAGAUCGUGGCCUGCACCCCUGGCCGCAUGAUUGACUUGCUGGUGACUUCCAACGGCAAGAUUACCAACCUGCGCCGCGUCACUUACCUCGUGCUGGAUGAGGCGGACAGAAUGUUCGACAUGGGAUUCGAACCGCAGAUCACGCGCAUCGUCCAGAACAUCCGGCCUGACCGCCAGACGGUCAUGUUCAGCGCCACCUUUCCCCGGCAGGUGGAGGUGUUGGCGCGUAAGAUCCUCACAGAUCCAGUGGAGAUCCAGGUCGGCGGUCGCAGCAUUGUCAACGAGAACAUCACCCAGUUUGUGGAGAUACGGCCGGAGAAGGAGCGCUUCCACCGGCUGCUGGAGAUCCUGGGCGAGUGGUACGAGCGUGGGAAGCUGCUCAUCUUUGUGGACAAGCAAGAGAGCUGUGACAACCUGUUCAGGGAUCUGCUCCGCUACGGCUACCCCUGUCUAAGUCUCCAUGGCGGCAAGGACCAGAGCGACCGGGAGUCCACCAUUGCCGACUUCAAGGGCGCCGUGUGCAACAUCCUGGUUGCCACUUCCAUUGCCGCUCGUGGACUGGACGUUAAGGACCUGGUGCUGGUCGUCAACUACGACGUGCCCAACCACCACGAGGACUACGUGCACCGGGUGGGUCGCACCGGACGUGCGGGUGCCAAGGGCACAGCCAUUACGUUCAUUGGGCCCGACGAGGAGCGCUACGCGCCGGACCUGGUGAAGGCGCUUCGGGAGAGCGGUGCUGCGAUUCCGCAGGACCUCCAGCGAAUCAUGUGCUGUCCCGCUCCUCGGCUUCGUUCGUGUCUACAGGCCCAUGGGAGCGGUUACGGCGGCAGUGGCUUCAAGUUCGACACGAACGAGGAGGAGCGCUUCCGGGUGGACAAGAAGGCCAAGGCCAAGGCCAUGGGGCUGGAAGUGGAGGGCGAGGAGGAAGCCGAGGAGGCCGCGUUGGAUGCGGCGGUAGCGGCCUUAGAAGCGGAUGACAUCCGGCCUAUCUCCGCUGCAAAGGCCGCGGCCAAUGCUGCAGCCGCCGCCGCCGCGGGGGGCCCUAUCAACCCGGCGGACUCAGUUUCGGCUGUCGUCGCGGCGGCGCGGGAGAAGCUUGCUGAGGCGGCCAAGGCGGGUCUCAUUCCGGCGCCUGCCGCAGCUCUCGUUGGGUCGGGGGCGGCAGCGGCGGGGACAGCGGCGGCAGCACCGACUGCCGCCGCCGCGGCUGCGGCUGCGGCUGCGGCGGCAGCUUCCAAUCCGUUGCUGGCGGCGGCUCAACAAGUAGCCGCCAAGCUUUCUGCACAGCUUGAGAUCAACGACUUCCCGCAGCACGCCCGCUGGAAGAUCACGCACCGCGAGACUAUGAACCAAAUCAACGAGCUGACGGGAGCAGCUCUGACGGUUCGUGGGACGUACGUGGCGCCCGGCAGGCCUGUCCCCGAAGGCGAGCGGAAGCUCUUCCUACUCAUUGAGGGCCCCACAGAGGGCCAUGUCAAGAAGGCCAAGGCGGAGAUAAAAAAGAUCAUCGAGGAAACCACGGAGAAGGUCAUGCGGCGAGACGCGCCUGCAGCCGGGCGGUACAGUAUCAUGUAG